Rhododendron vialii is the source of this 3177-nucleotide messenger RNA. RefSeq lists its product as uncharacterized. Bases 1245 to 2150 code for a protein of 301 amino acids. The record is from RefSeq and is a predicted model, not a curated record. The transcript has 8 exons. Lineage: Eukaryota; Viridiplantae; Streptophyta; Magnoliopsida; Ericales; Ericaceae.
CCUCGUCAUUUUCUCCUGGGAGGCGAGGAAACCAUAAAAAACCCUCAAGCAGCAGACUCGCCUCAACCUUGCUACUCCGACGAACUGCUACAGUGCCAAGCCACAAGGGGCGAUCGACUGUUCACUCGGCUCUCUCUCUCCCUGCCACCAGAUCUGCUAGGCGUCACCCGUUGUCAAGGGGUUCGCCGUCACCCGUCAUCAUGUUCUAUUCCGGCGGGGUUCAGUUCAGCCAUCGUUGGCUCUGUUGUUGCCAGCAUUGCCGUCGUCCUCUGACGUCGUCGUGGGUUUGAGGUUUGGUUUAUGGCGGGAAAGUGAAUGAAGUUCCUGUGACAAGAAUUUACGGCUCAACUUCGGCUGGAUAGAAGAUCUGUUUUCAUAUACAUCGAGGCUCUAACACAUAUGUAGCAGGAAGUUGUGCUCAACCCCCCUUCCCUUCCUGAUUGCAGGGAAAUUUGUUUUCAUUGGUGGCAAAGAAUCAAACACAAUACCUUCUCGACUGACAAUAACAUAGUCUUUUGUAUAGUGCAAUGGAGUGAAGUUAGAUUAGUGUUAUUUCAACUCCCAAUCCUUCGAAUUGGAAUCUCAGUCCCAGCAUGAGAAGCAUGGUGACUUCCAUUAUGCAGCAUGUUCGUUGGAGUGCACCACUUCUGAGACAAGCCAGCAAUUUCUUGUCGGACAGUCAGCAAUUCUAGUCAGACAGUUAGAAGGUGUUCAUAAUUGUAAGACAAAUUUCAUAGUUGUGGACGUAUAUAUUACUUCAUCCUUGGAAGUUGGAUUUUUGCACCUUGAGCUGUACCACAUCGUGCACAUCUGAUAUUACCGGGUGUUUGCAAGCUUUAUGUCCCAAACUGUUGCUUGUAGAUGACAUUCAAACUUCUCGGACUAUUGGAAGUUCAGAUGCGAAGGUCAUGGAGAAGGAAGCAUUGAGGCUUCUAAGUUGGCUUGCCUAGCUUGCACUCGAAAUAAUUUUGACUCCCUUAUUGCCUGCAACAACGAUGGAUAAGGUGCUGGAAAAAGCUAAUAUGGAUUUUGAGAGUGAAUCUCAUCAGGAGUGUCAAGAUAUUCUUGAUUCUGUUGACCAUUCAAAUAACUUUGAAGACUUGAAGGGGGGAUCCUCUUCUGCUGAUCAUAUUACUUUCAACAACCACCUUCAUGGUAGAAAACAAUUCCCCAAGUGGAUGGGUCCGCUGAUGAUCAAAUCUCAAUUCCUACUGCUGGUAAGUCAUUGAAAGUUGAAAUGAGAAAUGAAAAUUGAGCGUUUUCCGCAAGACAAUGAACGGGAAGAAAUUGGCUCAAGCUUUAGCCAUAAGAGCAAGAAAAGAAACCCAUUAUGGGGCUCUUUACCCUUUUCCUUGACUCAAAAGGUUAAUGAUGACCUCGAACCUUUUAGUAGAUGCUGCACAGAAACUGUAGAAGGUAAGUUUACAGGUUCUGGAUCUGGAAAUCAAGCGGACAGAGAUGUUUAUGACACGCAGGAUGGAAGUAAACUAGUUGGAUGCUCUGUGUGUGACUUGAUGAGGAGAAAACAAAGGGUCAGAAAGGCUUCUUUGGAGGAGGAACAACACUACCCAAAACCCUUAGAUCACACGAUACGGAAUUAUGGGCAGGAUGAGAGGCCUCAGGAGUUUGCCAACUCUGAACUUUCUCCAAGAAUGGAAAUAACCAGAGCUCGUGAUGUUAGACAUUGCUAUCACAUUGAUGACAUUACCACUCAAGCAUGUGGUGGUUCUACAGAAAUUACCACCUCAUUUCGUAGUAAUCCAUCAGAGUUUUUUAAUUCUGCAAAUCAAAAUUCGGGUAUUUCUGUAGCCUGUUGUGAGAAUGAUAGUAUGGGAGACUCGGAAUGUAUUGAUUUUAAGGAACGCAUAACUUCUGAGGCAUGUGUUGCACAACCAGAUUUGUGUGUUCAGAUGCAGAUUUUUGAUAAUGAUGACAAACUAUGUGAUAAUGAGAGGUUGAAGCUAGGAGACAGUACUGGUACAAGUAGUUUGUCUUCUGCUUCUUUCCAAAAGGAAAUUUUAGGUGUAGAUGAUUGUGAAUAUAAGAAUGCCCAGGAUGGAAAAACCUUGAUACCCAAGCUAUCUAAAACGCCAUCUACAAACGUUGGGGUCAUGGAGCCUGCAUCUGACUCAAACCAUUUUACAGUUUGAGUAUCGUGGUGGAGGACAGCAUGGAAAAGCUACUGACUUAUCUGUGCCUAUCAGUUCGGUUUCCUCUACUAUUGACUUUGGAACCAAUCCAAUGCAACUCAUUGGCAUGACCUUCAUAGGUAACCCCCCAUGGUGGACCUUAAUUUUAUCCAACGCAUUUUGCUUGAGGGAGGGGGAAGUUACGGAGGAAUAUCAGUUCAGAGAAAUCUUGGAGACGAAUUUCUUCCUUUUUUUGAGAGGAAUUGCUUGAAAGAUGGAGAGGUGCAGAAGAAGGGCUCAACAAAUAAGGACUUAGAUCCUCAAACGCAUCGUGGGUGUGCCUACCCACUAUCAAAAUGAUGGCUCUUACUUGUACAUGUUUACACCUGUGGUUUUCACCCCUGUCUGCAGAUAGUGUUUUCAGAUGGCUAUCGCACGUUGACUCAGGUGAUUCAGGACAAAACUCUAAUGCUGCCGCUAUGGAGCCAUCAUCCCCAAAAGGCUCCUCUAGCAGUCAGAUCGGUUCACAAGGUUCUUGGGUAGAGAGCUGCGGGAAGUGUGUUCCAGAACCCGGCUCGGUAUCUGUCAAGUCUCUUAUUCUGGGUAAACUAAAACAACAAAUCCGCAGAGAUCUCAAUGCUGAGAUGAAUCGACAGGAAAACAAACCCAUGGAGAUCUCAAUGGAGUAUAUCUUAGUGAAAGCGAUUCUACGAAAGGAAAAGAAUGCUCUGAUUGCUUGCUGGAUAUGUCUCAGAUUUCUGGCCCAGAUGGGAAAUCAAAGCCAACUCCUGUAAGCCAAAUUGGAUUCCGUGAUCCAGCAAGUUUUGGUGGGGGUCAGCAGCUAACAUUGUUGAGUGUAGAGGUACUUGAAAAAAGCUUCUUCCUAUUGCCAUUGUGUUUGUGCUCUAAUAAAGUGCAGUAUAAUAUAUCUUGAAUCAAACGAUAAUGAGAUACUCUGGAAGUCAGUUUACGUUGUCUUUUCAUUUGUCACACACCUUUCAGACUUACUGAGAUAUUUAAGUUGCUAAAAAGGCCUUCUGACAUAAUA